UAUUCAGUUUAGACUUGUAUUCAGUCAAAUAAGGACUGUUAAACGAACAUAAGGUGUUAGUAUCUCGCAAAAUAUAAAAAAAUUAUAGAAAAAAAAAGUUUUUUUUAACUUUAAACGGCAACUGUUUUAUUUAAAUUUUUUUAAGAAAAGAAAAGAAUUUUAAAAUAAAAUUUAUUUGUUCUUUCAACAACAACAACAAAAAAUUGUAUCUCAAAAAAAAAAAAAUUGGUGGCUUUCUAAAUGGAAUCGAUUGGUCAAGAUUAAUAAAUAAUUGUUUUUCGUAUACGUGAUUUAUAUGUUGUCAUUUUGGUAUAAAUGACUUAUUUUGCUAAACGAAUAAAAGUCGUUCUAUUUUCAACUGCGCUGCUAGAUCGCUAAUUUUAUAUUUUAGCAGCGCACGCGCCUUCGGUGUUAGUCAUAAAAAUUAUUACUUAACAAUAAUUUAUUCAUUUUAUAUUUGAUGUCAAAGAAAAUAGUGUUGAAAAUUUUAAUUUAAAAUAAAAUUUCAGAAAAAAAAACGAGAAUAUCUACAGAGAAGUAAUAUUAUAGAUAAUUUGAAAAUAUUUAAAUAAAUAAACAAGCAGCAGCAGCAGCCAGCACACAUACUCAAUAUAAUAUCAUUUAAUACACAAGUAAAUAAUCAAGUUUAAUUGACCAAAUUAUUAUAUAAACUUUGUAAUUGUGCUUCGAUUCUAAUGUGCAACUUUUAAAAUACAUGAAUGACUUUUACUGUUUAAAAUAAAAAGGAAAAGAAUCAAAAUAAAUAAAUAAAAUUUCAACUAUUUUAUAUAUCUAGAUAGAUAGACGUACAUUAUAUACAAUUAAAGUGUCAUCAUCUUUAAAAUAAAUUUAUUUGAAAGAAACGAAACGAAAAUUAUAAAAUGAAAAAAAUAAAAGCGAACAGUAUGUCACAAAAUGUUAAAAGAUUUGAUAUAAUAAUUAUUAAAUAAGUGAAAAUGAUAAAAAAUCUAAGUUGAGAACUCGAAAAAUUUUCGGAAAAUAUUCGAAUUUCUGUGGAAAAAUCAUCUUGUCAAUUUGAAAAUUCAACCAGUAUUAGGGCAGGUCACGUCAUAUUUUAAAAGAAAUCUUUAUAAAAUACAAUUUAAUUGAAAUACAAAAAAACGACUCUCAUACCAGUACAUGUUUGUCAUCAUCAUACUACCUUCAUAAUAAACAGUAAAAAAAGAUUUAAAUUGAAAAACGUGAUUUAUAAAAUUAUUCUCAUAAGAAAAUAUUGUUUUUUCUUUACUUAUAAAGACUGUUGUGUGUUCCUGUUUUGCUAUACUAUUGUUUUGUUGGUUGCACAAAUUUUUUUAUUUAAUUUGUGUCAAAGUGUUCUGAUUUUAUUAUUUAAAUAAAAAAAAGAGUACCGAAGAAGAAGAAAUAAAAAAAAAUGGCAAAUUUCAAUGAAUUCAGCCGUAAUAUAAUGCAGUUUUUAAUAUUAUUAUUUGUAUUGUCGUGUGUGCGUGCCAACCAAAGAAGAUUCUCACCAUUAUUGGUGGAAGAUGAUGGAUCCAGAAAUAAUCGACCAGCUGAAUGUCAAUUUGGAAAGACCCUGAAAGAACUGGGUUCAACAUGGUUCGCCGACUUAGGACCACCAUUCGGUGUAAUGUACUGUCUGAAGUGCGAAUGCGUACCUGUAACCAAACGAAGAAGAAUUGUUGCCCGAGUACAAUGUCGAAACAUAAAAAGUGAAUGCCCAAAGGCUACAUGCGACGAACCUGUACAGCUGCCGGGAAGAUGUUGCAAAGUGUGUCCGGGAGACUUAUACAACCCAGACAUCAUUCAAGACAUCCCAUCUCCAGUUACUCAAGAAGAGGAAGAACGAAACAUGAAACAUUUUGGCGCACUCCUAACUGGUCGAACAUCAUACUUCCUGAAACGUGAAGAAGUAAAAUCCGUUUAUUCCACCAAUAAUCCGUUGAACAUCGUCGCAACCGGACGAUUCACGUUCCACAAAAAGAACCUGUACUAUUCAUUCUACACGUCCGAUAAGAUUAUGCGACCGCGUAUGAUUCAAUUUAUGGAUGAAACCGGUCACAUUUUGGAAGAGCACAGUCUGGUUAUACCGCAGAGUGGUCCGUUCAGUGUCUAUCAGAAUUCGACUGGUAAAAUAUGUGGCGUUUGGCGACGCGUUCCAAGGGAUUACCGAAAACUAUUGAAGGAUGAACUCCUAAAUGUUGUACUGUUGUGGGGUGGAGAUUAUCAAGCUGAGCUUGCACUUGCCGGCAAAAUUUCAAAGUAUCCAGCCCUAUCAACCGAACUGUUUAGUUCUUUAUUGGAGCCGGCAUCCGACACAAGUCCGCAGCAGAUGUCUGGCAGUGGAGGUACAGCAAUUGUUUCAACCAGCAGCGGAUCGACAUCAUCUAUUCACAUGACAUUGGUGGUGAAUGGCCUGUUCGGACACGAUGAAAUUGCUGACGUACCGCUGAACAUUCGGUUGGAAUCCGUGGAAAAGAAACAAGUUAUUCUCGAGGAUGUUGUUAAAGUGAAGAAACCCGCACAUGAUUACAACAUCAUCGAAUUCUCAUCACCAGUGUCCACUCAUGAUCUGCGAUUGUUGACUCGUGGUAAAUUAGUACUGACGAUUGAAUCUCGAAAAAAUCCGUCGUUGAAAGUUCAAGGAAAUAUCGUGACGAGAGUGUCGUGUGAAUUGUUUCAGACAUUACUCGCUCCCCAUAACAUUGAAUCGAAAACAAGAAGCAGUGGCUUAGCCUGGCUGUAUCUAAACAAAGACGGUUCAUUGGUUUACAACAUACACACGGACGAUUUGAAUUUGCAGGAAAGUCCUCUGAUUACACUGCUCGAUGAUCGAGUAAAACGUAAAACUGAACUAGAAGAUCUGACUUCAUCAUUGAGCUUUGACAACGCGGUUGGUAUCAUUGAUCGAUUAGGACCACGUGUCUUAGAGCCACUGUACUCCGAAAAUUUAGCUAUCAACGUAGCUACACGAAACGACGAGAGUCUCAUUAGAGGUCGACUUAUUUCGCGACCAGUCGCCGAUGCAAGAGAUUCAGUCGAACCAAUUCUACUCAAACGUAUUGAUCCAAACACUCCGGCCCAUUUAAUCGGAAUGGCUUGGUUAGCUGUUGACAAUCAGUGUUCGUUGCACUACGAAAUUACGUUGAAUGGAUUCCUAAGCCACCAACAGAAAUUCCAAUUGCUAUUGGAAGAAAUUCCAAUCGAAGCACCAGGAGCACCGAUUUCGCGGAAAAUUUUAGAAGAUUUUUCGGGCCACUACUCCGAAGGAUUCGUUCUUGGAAUGACAUCGUAUGAAUUAGCCAAACUAGAAACCAGCGUUUGUUAUCUGGAAAUCCGAUCGCAAGAUCGUGGCGAAGUGCUACUGAGAGGAAAGCUUAAAGCUACGAAAAUACCCAGUCAAUGCUUCCCCAUAUACACGGACAACAAUGUGCAAAGCGUAUUCAGUCCGAACGAUCACAACGACAAUCAUCUACCGGCCAUCGACACAAAAUGUUAUCACUCCAAUCGAUUCUAUGAUGAGGGUGAACAAUGGAAGAGCGGUUUGGAGGAAUGCACCAUGUGCUCUUGCGUUCACGGCCGAGUCAAGUGUGAAGCAUUCAAAUGUCCGCCAUUGAAUUGUAAAGCAGAAGAUCAGAGAACACGAACAGGCGAGUGCUGUCCAUCGUGUUUGAGCUCAAAUGCUAUUACGGAAUUAACUAACACAUCGUCAAGCCGCGGUUGUCACCUGGGCGAUCAAUUCCACUCGGCCGGUUCAUCGUGGCAUCCGUAUUUACCACCAAAUGGCUACGACACAUGCGCUGUUUGCACUUGUGAUCCGAUGACACUAGAAAUUCAAUGUGACCGAGUGCAAUGUCCGUCGCUCAAUUGUUCCGAGAAAGUCGCAUUUAGACCAGACAAAAAAGCUUGUUGCAAGAAAUGCCCUAAUGUCAAGCAGUCCGAUACUGACAAAACGCCUUCCGAUAUGCUUCGUGAUCAGGGAUCGAAAAAGGGGACACUCAAAUCAACCGAAGAAAUUAUGGCAAAUGGAGGAUGCAAUGUGGCUCAAACGAUAUACGAAAAUGGUCAGGAAUGGCAUCCCGUUUUACCGUCACAUGGCGAACAGAAGUGUAUUAAGUGUCGCUGCAAAGAUACAAACAUAACAUGUGACCGAAAACGCUGUACCCGAUCGAUUUGCAACAAUCGCGUUUCGGGUAAACGGCGCGGUAAUACCAAUGCCCAGAAUCACGAAAUCGACGAAUGUUGCUCCAGUCAAUGCCGACGAUCACGAAGACAUCAAAACCAGAAACGAUUUCACAGAGAAUAUAGCGAAAGACAAUCGAAUCCGAACAAGAGCUGAACAUUUUCACCGUAUUUUUAUUAAUUAAAUAAUUAUUUUUUUCUUUCUGUUCAAUAGAAGCCACGCUGAAUAAGAUAUAAGAUUUUUAAACUUAAAAGAAACAAAAACAAAAUUAACAAAAGAAAAUUAAUAAAAAAAAAAGAGAAAUCAAUCGAUUAACGUGAGUGAGGGACGAAAGUAAGAGAGGGAGAGAGAGAGAGAGGCGAAUGAAAUGUAGAACAUUUUUGUUGUUGUCGCAAGGACUAUUCUACUUGUGAGAAAUAUAAUGAAAAUAAUAAAUCAACAAUAAAAUUUGAAGGAAAAAACAAAUUGUUUUUAAGAAAUCAAAAGUCGGUGCUUUUAAAGUGGAACAGUCUGACAUUUCUCCGUGUCUAUUCCUUUGUCAAAUGUCAGACUGUACAAUUUUGAAAACGCACGAUUUUACCGAGGUUCAGAAAGAACAUGAAGACAGUGGAGGCAGUGGCACUUAAAUUUUCUAGUGGCGUCCCCACGAACUUAAAAGAACACUAAAUGGAAAAUGUCCACAACCGUUCAAAGAGCCACUAAUUAAUUUAAAAAAAUGGGACCUAAUAUCAUUGUUUUACCUUAAAGCCAUGAUGACUCAUUUCUGUUCAAAUGCAAAAAAAAAUGUAGAAGUUGAGCCAUCCUGGCUUUAUAGUAAGAAUGUCCCGGACAAAAACACCUAGUUCUAUCAGCUUCUUUGGGUGCCAAUUACCUUCGUAGAUGUCCUAAAGGGUUUUUUUUUAGAACCUUGACUUUCACAGUGAAAAGAAAUUUAAAAUGAAAAAUUAAUCAACGGAAUAUGAUUAAAGCACAGGGCUAAACAGAGUCAUUUAUACAUAGCUUUAAAUCUAUUAAUUUAGUGUAAAACGUUUCAUCGUGUACUUUAAUUGUGUGUGCUUUUUAUCAAGAAGUUUGUGGCAAAAAAGAAUUGAAAGAAGAAAAAACCAUGAAGGAUUUUCAGUAAAGUUUAUGAAAUGGAAGAGAAACAAAAUCAUUAUUUAUUCAGAGCGAAACGAUUUAGCGAAGUUGUUGGAAAACGAAGAAGGAAAAAUAGAAAAUGUAGGCGGAGAAAGAGAGAGUAUAAUGAAUGUAAAUAGCAACAAAUAUCUGAUGUAAGAUGUAUACAGAAAUGCUAACAAAGUUUUUUUAUUAUUAUUCAUUAAGGAUAAUUAUACUGAUUGAAAAGGAUAGAGGAAAAUAACACACACACACACACACAAACACACAAAAUUGUUAAAUCAAAAUAUGAACGCAGUGUAAAACAUAAAAACAUAAGAAAUAAAAUUAGAGACAAGAAAAAUGAAGUUACAUGUCAACAAGCUUUAAAUUAACGAACAAUAAUUUGAUGUAAAAGCAAAGUUCAAUUAAAAACAAAAACAAAACAAGAAAAACCAAAACCGAAAAUUAAACAAAAGUUUAAGUGGAAAUUCGAUUUAUUCUCAGUGUUCGGUUUAAUCCAAUUUGUCACCGACUCGACUCAAUAAAUUCAACAUUUUCUAUAUUUAAAACACAAUCCUUGUCCUGUGUGCUCCCUCAGUAAAAGGAAU
Messenger RNA from Bradysia coprophila, 5868 nucleotides. It is a transcript of the gene sog, whose product is annotated as chordin short gastrulation. Gene Ontology annotation, molecular function: BMP binding. Gene Ontology annotation, biological process: dorsal/ventral pattern formation; multicellular organism development; negative regulation of BMP signaling pathway. The record is from RefSeq and is a predicted model, not a curated record. NCBI's taxonomy places the organism in Eukaryota, Metazoa, Arthropoda, Insecta, Diptera, Sciaridae.